AGGCAGGUAGCUCUGUUGAGUGACUGUUGUGUAUAAGCACAAGCGGUCUCUCUUUUUAGCCCAGGGUAAGGUGUAAGAGCUCCGAUCGAAGAUGUCUCUUAUGGAAGGUCUUCUCCUCCAGGCUCCAAGCACGGUGACACUGCUGGGGGCUGUGCUGUUUCUGCUCGUCCUCUACCUCCUCUCCUCUAGUUCCAGCUCUGAGGAACAUGGGAAGGAGCCUCCAGGACCCAGGCCGCUGCCCCUGCUUGGUAACAUGCUCCAGCUGGAUCUCAAAAGGCCCUACCAGACCCUCUGUGAGCUGUCCAAGAAAUAUGGCUCGGUGUUCACAGUUCACAUUGGACCCAGAAAAGUGGUCGUUCUCGCAGGAUACAAGACAGUCAAGCAAGCACUGGUCAACCAUGCAGAGGAGUUUGGGGACAGGGGCAUCGAUCAUUUGUUUAGUGAAUUAAACAAAGGACACGGUAUUGUAUUUGCCAAUGGAGAUUCAUGGAAAGAGAUGAGACGCUUUGCCCUUACAAACCUUAGGGACUUUGGAAUGGGCAAGAAAGCGAGCGAGGAGAAGAUCAUUGAGGAAGUUCAGUACUUGAUUGAAGUGUUUGAAGAACACAAGGGUAAAGCAUUUGACACAACCCAGGCAAUGAAUUACGCUGUUUCCAACAUCAUCUGCAGCAUUGUGUACGGCAGCAGGUUUGACUACUCUGAUCCACGGUUCCGACGCUCGGUGGAUCAAGCCAAUGAGUCCAUCCGACUCGGAGGAUCUAUUUCAAUACAGUUGUACAACAUGUUCCCAUGGUUGGGCCCCUUGCUGAAGAACAAGACACUUAUCUUGAAAAAUAUUGCCGACAACAAGGGGGAGAUGAAGGAGCUGGUGAGGGGGCUGAAGGAGACUCUCAACCCGCAGAUGUGUAGAGGCUUUGUGGACUCGUUCCUUGUCCGAAAACAGACCCUGGAGGAAUCAGGCAACAUGAACUCUCAUUACCACACUGAGAAUCUCAUACAUACUGUGGCCAACCUGUUUGCUGCUGGUACCGACACCACGGGGACAACCCUGCGCUGGGGUCUGCUGCUCAUGGCCAAGUACCCCGAUAUACAGGACCGGGUCCAAGAGGAGAUAAGCAGAGUCAUAGGAAGUCGUCAGGCCUCGGUAGAGGACAGGAAGAACCUGCCCUACACUGAUGCAGUGAUCCAUGAGACCCAAAGACUGGCCAACAUUGUACCCAUGUCCGUCCCUCACACCACCAGCCAAGACGUCACCUUCCAGGGAUACUUCAUCAAAAAGGGGACUGAUGUGAUACCUCUGCUGACGUCUGUCCUGCGAGAUGAGAGCGAAUGGAAGAGCCCUCACACCUUUAACCCCGACCACUUUCUGGAUGAGGAAGGUCGAUUCGUCAAGAAGGAUGCCUUCAUGCCCUUCUCUGCAGGUCGUAGGGUGUGUCCAGGAGAGAGUCUGGCCAGGAUGGAGCUCUUCCUUUUCUUCACCUCCCUCCUGCAGCGCUUUUGUUUCUCUCCUCCUCCCGGGGUAAGAGAGGAGGAUCUGGACCUCACACCAUCCCUGGGGAUCACCCUCAAUCCUUCACCUCACCAGUUGUGUGCUGUGAGCAGGUUCUGAGAUGAAAGUCUGGGUCCAAUGUAUAUUACACACUAAACUCUCAACUUUAGACAAACAUACUGCAGGAAUAUGCUGAAAAACUAUUUUGUCACUGCCCAUGGACAUGAAUGAUAUGAAUAUAUACCUGGCUACCAACCUUUUAGGGAUACCCUAGGUGGGGUCCUCAGUGUCCGCAGGAAGUGUACGUUAUGAUUGAGAAACCAAACUUGGACGUUAGGAUCCUAUUAUUAGACUGCAAGUGCCCUUAUCCCCACUGAGGUCCAUAGAAGUCAUAUCCUUACCCACCACUCCAGGGAAAAUAUUCUUGGUUUGUAAUUCAAGAAUUCAAGAAUACAGUCCUAAGAACAGUCACAUUUGUAAAAUUGUCAUCUAAAUGAAUAAAAAGUGUAAACUCUAA
Oncorhynchus nerka (sockeye salmon) is the source of this 2006-nucleotide messenger RNA. RefSeq names its product cytochrome P450 2K1-like. Gene Ontology annotation, molecular function: iron ion binding; oxidoreductase activity, acting on paired donors, with incorporation or reduction of molecular oxygen, reduced flavin or flavoprotein as one donor, and incorporation of one atom of oxygen; heme binding. The coding region runs from base 92 to 1609 and encodes 505 amino acids. Gene Ontology annotation, cellular component: cytoplasm; intracellular membrane-bounded organelle. The record is from RefSeq and is a predicted model, not a curated record. NCBI's taxonomy places the organism in Eukaryota, Metazoa, Chordata, Actinopteri, Salmoniformes, Salmonidae. The transcript has 8 exons. Gene Ontology annotation, biological process: xenobiotic metabolic process.